Messenger RNA from Zeugodacus cucurbitae (melon fly), 1457 nucleotides. RefSeq lists its product as uncharacterized. The record is from RefSeq and is a predicted model, not a curated record. The coding region runs from base 308 to 631 and encodes 107 amino acids. The transcript has a single exon. Lineage: Eukaryota; Metazoa; Arthropoda; Insecta; Diptera; Tephritidae.
UUUCCCCAGUUGAACCGAAACUCCUUACACUAGCAGAAAAUACCUGCCCAUAUAUGAAAGGAAUUCUUUAUGUGAAAUAGUAUUAAGGUAAUCAUCAGGUUACUAAACAACUCAAUGAAUAAAGUGGGUUUUCCCCAUAGCGAAUAUAUGCAUAUUCUCUUCGGUUCGCGCUAUAUAAUGCGCUGAGAAUUGACUCGAAUUAUCAGUCAUUAGCACUAAGGUGACAGAGAAACAUACAGUGCAAACACUUCCAAAAUAAUCAAUCUCAGUUUUUUUAAACACACCAUUAAGCGUUAUAAAAAUCAAGAUGCAAUUGAAACUCCACACAUUGGUUGCAAUGCUAAUAUUCUUCCUGCUAGCUCAUCAAACUAGUGCCAGACCAGCGGCAAUGCCCAAUCCAGAGGAUUCUAAAGAUUUAAUGAAUAAAUUGAAGAGUAUCUUCAAAGUUGGAGACGGAAUUAUGGUGUACAACACAGCAACAACAAGUGAAGGACUUGAAGAUGACGAAAUUAUUUGCGCUGAACGUAGGAAUGGAAAAUCACUUUGUAAACCGAUUGACAGUUUAAUGGAGGCUACACGUCUGGAUAAAAUUGAUCCAGAACAAUUUGCUAAAUUGAAAGAAUUAAUUUAAUUAAUGCUUAAAUAAUUUAGAAAUAUUAUAAGAAAUUUGUAUAAUUAGUUUAUAUUUAUUGUAAUAUAGUUUAAUUUGGAAAAUGUGCGAAACAUUCUCAGAGUACAGAAAAAUAUAGCAAUUAAAAGAAAUAUUUUGUUCGUUUAGAUCUUUUAAUUUUAUGAUUUAAUAUAAGAAGACUAAGUCUUGUUAAGCGUUCUUGUGAAUUACAAUUUGCGACUUUCUUUUUUCGAAUAACAUUAAAGAAUACAUUCAAAAACCUGAAGGAAUCGAUUUAUAAGACUUGAAAUAAUUUGUUUUCAGUUCAGUGCAACAGCUACAUAUGUAUGUCAAUUGCAUGCAAUCCGAAUUGAAUUGUCCAACACAAAGGAAGCUUUAUUUGAAUUACUUUCCUUCUGUUUAGGAAAAUGUUUUAAUAUACAAAAAAAAGAGACAAAGGUCCAGGCACGCAGUACGUACAUAUAUAGUUUAUGCGCAUAAAAGCAUUGCUGAGGGUUCAAUAACGAAAUUACAGUGACAGGCAGAAAGGUAUAUUUAGAAUUAGAAUUAUAACUUCAACGUCUUUAAAUAGGAAAAUACAAUUUUCCAACUCUUUAGAGCUUUAAUGUAAAAGUAAUACUUUUAAUAUAUAUUUUCAAAUUUCAAAAGGCCUUCCGCUGAGACAGGGUUAUUUUAAGUCAUAAAUACUGAUUCUAAAUGAACUGGACCGUGAGGAAGAACAUAAAUAAAGGCAUUUCGGCUCAUCAAUUGUCUGGGGAUAUCAGACGUACACUUAACCCAAAUGAAGUAUACAGGGGCAGUCAUAUGUGAAGUUCUUGGUGAUCAG